UGCGUCAUUGUGGUUGGGUAGUUCAGACAAUGCUGCUCUGUUGCCUAUGGACAGCGUUGCCCCUGGUGGUGAUGGUGCUCGGUCAGACGUACUACAUCAAUUUUGUAUUCAAUAACAAUCGCUAUGGAAGUCGGCUCGAGCAUAAUGCGGGAAUCGAAUCCAAUGAGGAACAGAGCAAAGAAGAAAAGACAUAUAAUAUAGUGGAUAAGGAUACUGUAGAGGUAAGCUCAAAAGAGAUCUGCCCACCAGAUGAGCCACAAGAUGAUCCAAAAGAUGAGCCACCAUAUGGCGAUAUUCAAAGGUUAGACCACGUGCAUCCCAACACCGACGAAACGAAUGAAAUUGGAGGAGAUUUGCAGAUCAAUAAAACCUCAGUUCCGCCGAAAGGCAACUAUACGGGCACAAGUUCUACAACUAUCACCAAGAAGCCAAAUACCCCUAGGACUACAAGGAAGGGAAGUACUACUAGGGAGCCAAGUACCACUGGGAAGACGACAGAGCUAAUCACAGAGACAACCAGAAGGACUAACACAGGGACAAACACAGGGUCAAACACAGAGACAAACACAGAGAAAAACACAGGGAAAAACACAGGGACAAACACAGGGAAAAACACUGGGACAAACACUGGGAAAAACACAGGGACAAACACAGGGAUUAAACCAGGGACUAACAAAGGGAUUAACACAGCGACAAACCCAGGAAAAAACACAGGGAAAAACACUGGGACAAACACUGGGACAAACACUGGGGAAAACACAGGUACAAACACAGGGAUUAAACCAGGGAAUAACAAAGGGAUUAACACAGCGACAAACCCAGGGAAAAAUACAGAGACAAACACUGGGACAGACACAGGGAAAAACACUGGGACAAACACUGGGAAAAACACAGGGACAAACAUAGGGACCAACAAAGGGAUUAACACAGAGACAAACCCAGAGAAUAACACAAAGACAAACCCAGAGAAAAACACAGGGACUAACACAGGGACAAACACUGGGAAAAACACUGGGAAAAACACAGGGAAAAACACUGGGACAAACCCUGGGACAGAUACAGGGAUAAACACUGGGAUAAACACUGGGACAAACACAGGGAUUAACACAGGGACUAACAAAGGGAUUAACUCAGAGACAAACCCAGGGACAAAUACAGGGACAAACACAGGAACAACUACAGAGAAAAACACAGAUACAACCAAAGAGCAAACCAUAGAGAUAAACAUAGGGACAACCACAGAGAAAAAUACAGAGACAGCAAUAGAAAAAAAUGCCGAGACAGCCACAGAGAAAAAUAGAGAGACGGCCCCAGAGACAAAUAUAGACACAGUCACAGAGAAAAAUACAGAGACAGCCACAGAGAAAAAUGCCGAGACAAAUAUAGAGACAGCCGCAGAGAAAAAUGCCGAGACAGCCCCAGAGAUAGCCACAGAGAAAAAUAGAGAGACGGCCCCAGAGACAAAUAUAGACACAGUCACAGAGAAAAAUACAGAGACAGCCACAGAGAAAAAUGCCGAGACAAAUAUAGAGACAGCCGCAGAGAAAAAUGCCGAGACAGCCCCAGAGACAAGUACAAAGACAGCCCCAGAGAAAAACAAAGAAACAAGUACAAUGACAGACACAGAGAUAAAUAGAGAGAGAACGGCAGAGACAAAUACAGAGACAACCACACCGCAUUGGUUGAAGGCCACACCGCAUCCUUCCGAAUUUUUCGAAUAUCCGGAAGCCAUCUGUCACGAGGAUAUGGACUUGCAUGAGGUGUUUGGCGUUACCCUGGCCCGCGACCGUGGUCUGCCCGCUAAGAUUCUGUGCGAAUUCCAGAAUGAUUGGGGCGGUCCUUGGCUAUUGAUGAACCGCAUGGAGCUGCCGGCCCGGCUGCACAUGAGGCACUGGUUCUUUGGCUAUCUAACCGACGACUAUAAGGACAUGAACAUCAACUUCCUAGCACUGGCGCAUAUCAUAAAUACCAUGCGGCUGGCCAUGCUCAUCAUUGGCCAGGAUAACAAUAAUGAGCUGGUCUACAAUCUGUACGAUAAUGUUGUCAUCUCCGGUUUCAAUGAUCUCUUCAUGCUACGCAAGGCGCACCUUGUCGAGGCGAACACAACGGACCUGCUCUUCGUCUCGGUGGGCGAGGUGAUUGAGUCGGACGCGGGCAGGAAUCGUUCGUGCCCCUUUCGGGUGCUGGGCGCCUGGUGGGGUCCCAAGUGGGAUAGCUCCAAGCGAACCUUUUGUGUAUUUCCUGUUGAGCGCGACAUCAAUCGGCCCGGUUAUAUGGCCAUAUUUAUCAAGCCAAAUCCGUUUGAGGUUAAUAAUACAGCUUUUUACGAGGAGGAAAUUACCACCCGCCGUCCCUGGGCCUCUACAAUGGAUCUCGAGCUAUUGGCUCAGCUAAAAAAUGAUCGCAAACAGUACGAUGAGGUUAAGGAGCAGGAGUUUCUUCUCAAUAAGAAGAAAGUCAAAGAAGAGAUGCAUCGCCGUGUGGAUCUUUUCAAUCGGGGCGAUUAUCAGCCAAAAAAUGAUUUAAAAUUCAAAACCCUGACGACCAUAGAUCAGUCAAUGACCAAAACGUAGCAGAGAUCAUACGCAAACGUAGCUUUAAGUAGGAAAAACUAAAAAAAAAAAGACUUAACCUCGAGGAAAUGUACACAAAUUUGAAGACUCAAUAGUUUAAAUAAGGUAAAAAAUGAUAGACCAAAAACUAUUAUUAAUUACAGUUAAAAGAUAACAUAAGUUUAGUUUGGCAGUUAUAUGAUAAAGUGCUGCCAGAUCGCUUGAACUGUAUAAUAAUAAGACAAAAUACGUUAAGAAAAACUAGUAAAUAAU
Molecule: messenger RNA, 2825 nt
Organism: Drosophila montana
Lineage: Eukaryota; Metazoa; Arthropoda; Insecta; Diptera; Drosophilidae
Product: putative per-hexamer repeat protein 5
Exons: 3
Coding region: 30-2573 (847 amino acids)
Source: RefSeq, a predicted model, not a curated record